AUGCCAUUGACACGAGAUCAAAUGGCCGAUGUUAAAUUAAUAAAGCAAACCAUUGAAGAAUUGCUCAGUGAUGAUAAAUUCUUAACGCUUAUUUCUAAUAAAAUCGAACAGAAACUGGGUAUAAAGGAAUCUCAACAAAAAAUGGUCGAGCUAGAAAAACAAAUAGUGGACCUGAGACAUGCUAAGAAUAAACUAGAGUGUGAUUUGGAAAAAUUUCAAUAA
Acanthoscelides obtectus is the source of this 222-nucleotide messenger RNA. The record is from the annotation of a GenBank genome assembly. Lineage: Eukaryota; Metazoa; Arthropoda; Insecta; Coleoptera; Chrysomelidae.